Panonychus citri (citrus red mite) is the source of this 1508-nucleotide messenger RNA. RefSeq names its product cathepsin B-like. Bases 363 to 1382 code for a protein of 339 amino acids. The transcript is spliced from 4 exons. The record is from RefSeq and is a predicted model, not a curated record. Gene Ontology annotation, cellular component: lysosome. Gene Ontology annotation, biological process: regulation of catalytic activity. NCBI's taxonomy places the organism in Eukaryota, Metazoa, Arthropoda, Arachnida, Trombidiformes, Tetranychidae. Gene Ontology annotation, molecular function: cysteine-type endopeptidase activity.
UCUAAUUCAAUAAGACAUAAUUAAACUACUUUUGUAUUGUUGAUCAAUCAGAUUACGAGCUCGUGGGCAGAUUUGAUGAUUUACCUUAAUUGUAAUCUAGUCAAUUGAAUGAUCAAUAAAAAUAGUUAAAUUUUGUCAUCUUAAUUACUUACUAUCAAUAUAAAGGGUUAAACAAUUUACAAUUAAGAUGAAGGCUAAUUAAGAUUCACUUUAAUCAAUCAAUUUAAUAUUAAGGUGAAUGAGAUUUAAUCUAACACUUGAUAAUUAUGAUAACAAUUAAGAUAAAUAAAUGAAAACUAAUCAUGAAAAUGAUUGACAAAGUUAAUUUUUUCACUGAAAAGAUCAACAAAGUAACUAAUUAAAUGUUCAUUUUAAUUGUUGGCUUAAUUUUCAUUGGUUUAACCAACGGGAAAACUUUAUCAUCAGUAAAUACAACUAAUUUAACUCCAUUGUCAAAUGAAAUAGUUGAUUAUGUCAAUUCACUGAAUACAACAUGGAAAGCUGGUACAAACUUUGAUGAUUUACAAUACAUCAAGAAACUUAAUGGUACUUUAAAGGAGCCAGAAAAUUUAUUCAAUUCAACAAUUAACGAAACAAUUACAAUAACUAACGAGAAAAUCAAUUUACCUGAACAUUUCGAUGCUCGUGAAGUUUGGCCUAAUUGUGAUUCCAUUGCAACAAUUAGAGACCAAGGGGGUUGUGCAGCAUGUUGGGCAGUUAAUACAGUCUCAAUUAUGUCCGAUCGACUUUGUAUCAAAUCAAAUGGUACAAUUAACGUCCAAUUAUCAGCUGAGGAAGUGUUGACAUGUUGUCAUAAUUGUAGUAACGGUUGUGUCAACGGUGGAUUUGCUCAUAAGGCGUUUUCAUAUUGGAUUGACCAUGGAAUCGUCACCGGUGGGUCUUACCAAGGUGGCGGGUGUUUACCUUAUACAAUUUACCCUUGCACCAGACAGGGAGAUGGUCCAAUUACUUGUAAACAAUCAAAUCUAAUUCGACUAUCAACCUGUAGAAACGAAUGUGCCUCAGGGUAUAACAAGAAUUACACUGAUGAUAAAUACUUUGGGAAAAAUUCUUACAAUUUGGUUGGUCCUAAAUCGAUCAUGUUGGACAUUAUGACCAAUGGUCCAGUCGCAGCUCGAAUGAAACUUUACAAUGAUCUUUACAGUUACAAAUCAGGUAUUUAUCAGCAAACUGUUAAUGAAGAUGAUGGUUAUCAUACUGUCAAGUUAAUCGGUUGGGGUAAUGAUCAAGGUGUCGAUUAUUGGUUAGCUGCUAAUUCUUGGGGCACUUAUUGGGGUGAUAAAGGUUUUUUCAAAAUCAAACGCGGUGAAAAUGAAUGUGAGAUUGAAAAUGAGGGAAUUGCUGGAUUGCCAAGAAUUUAAUUGAUAAAAUUAAUCUCCAACUAAUUAAUUGUUAGUGAUUAAGUCAAUCAAUUAACAAUUGAUUGACAUUGCCAAUCCUAAAUUAUUUAUUCUAAUUGUUAUUGGUAAUAAAAAUUUUCAUCUCAA